Ochotona curzoniae (black-lipped pika) is the source of this 756-nucleotide messenger RNA. RefSeq names its product keratin-associated protein 10-12-like. Gene Ontology annotation, cellular component: keratin filament. The record is from RefSeq and is a predicted model, not a curated record. The coding region runs from base 1 to 756 and encodes 251 amino acids. The transcript is spliced from 2 exons. Lineage: Eukaryota; Metazoa; Chordata; Mammalia; Lagomorpha; Ochotonidae.
AUGUCCGUCUGCUCCAGCAACCUCAGCUAUGGCAGCAACAUCUGCAUGCCCGCUUCCCACGACUCCUGGCAGGUGGACGACUGCCCAGAGAGCUGCUGCGAGCCGCCCUGCUGUGCCCCCAGCUGCUGCGCCCCGUCCUCCUGUGUGACCCUCUGUUGCAAGCCUGUGUGCUGCAAGCCUGUCUGCUGUGUGCCAGUCUGCUCCUCCUGCUGCUGCCAGCAGUCUAGCUGCCAGCCCUCAUGCUGUGGCUCCUCCCCAUGCCAGGAGUCCAGCUGUGUGACCCUCUGCUGCAAGCCCGUGUGCUGCAAGCCUGUCUGCUGUGUGCCAGUGUGCCAGUCUGGGGGCUCCUCCUGCUGCCAGCAGUCUAGCUGCCAGCCCUCAUGCUGUGGCUGCUCCCCAUGCCAGGAGUCCUCCAGUGUGACCCUCUGCUGCAAGCCCGUGUGCUGCAAGCCUGUCUGCUGUGUGCCAGUGUGCCAGUCUGAGGGUUCCUCCUGCUGCCAGCAGUCUACACUCUCGUGCUGCCAGCCCAGCUGCUGCCCCUCAUCCUGCUGCAGACCCUCCUCCAGCGUGUCCCUGCUCUGCCGCCCUGUGUGCAGACCCGCCUGCUGCGUGCCCGCCUCCUCCUGCUGUGCCCCUGCCUCCUGCUGCCAGCCCAGCUGCUGCCGCCCGGCCUCCUCUAGCGUGUCCCUGCUCUGCCAGCCUGCCUGCCCCCGCCCGGCCUGCUGUGGCCUGUCCUCGGGCCAGUCCUGCUGCUGA